Messenger RNA from Metarhizium album ARSEF 1941, 4815 nucleotides. Its product is annotated as ABC transporter-like protein. Gene Ontology annotation, molecular function: ATP hydrolysis activity; lipid carrier activity; ATP binding. Lineage: Eukaryota; Fungi; Ascomycota; Sordariomycetes; Hypocreales; Clavicipitaceae. The transcript has a single exon. The record is from RefSeq and is a predicted model, not a curated record. Gene Ontology annotation, biological process: lipid transport; transmembrane transport. The coding region runs from base 1 to 4815 and encodes 1604 amino acids. Gene Ontology annotation, cellular component: membrane; intracellular membrane-bounded organelle.
AUGGCCUUUCUUCUGCCCAUCGUGCUUUCGUCCUUUUUCAGCUUUGCCAAGAAUCUCUUAGUCCCGCCUGCUAAUUACGGUAUUGGCCAAAUUCGUCCCGUCAUGACUCUCCCCGAGGCCUUCAGAGCUGCCAACGGCAGUGGGAGGACCAAGGUUGUUCUUGUCAACAACGGCUUCGCCGCGGGCGAUAUCGACCGCCUGCUAGACAGGGUUGCCAACGCCGCGACAGCGACGGACGUAUCCAUGAAAGUUGUGAGGAUAAGCCGUGAAGACGACCUGGCUACGACUUGCCGCAGCAGCUUGCGCGGAGUUUCGACGUGCUUCUGCGCCGUGGUGAUGCGCUCAUCGCCAACUGAGGGCCCCGGCGGUUUCUGGAACUACACCAUUCGGACUGACGCUGCCUUUUGGAGGGAACCUGUCAAGUUCGACGCCCUCAAGUCCACCAAUGUCGAACAAGUCUACAUCCUGCCCAUGCAGAGGGCCGUUGAUGCCUUCAUUGCCGCCUUCAAUGGUUCUGCCGAGGACCCUUUGGCCAAGACCGACGGGCUACCAUUCGCCAGCAUGUCACAAGCCGAACGGAAUACAAAAGUCCGCCAAGCUUACCACAAGGCCAUCGUCAACUUCAUGGCGGUUGCCUUCAUCGCCAACAUCUUAUGGGUCACCUACCACCUUACUGGAUUUGUCGCUACUGAACGUGAAAGUGGCAUGUCGCAGCUUAUAGAUUCCAUGAUGCCCGUCGACAGGCCAUGGAAAGCUCGAGCUGUUCGCAUCAUUGCCCAUCAUCUAUCAUUUUCCAUGAUUUACGCUCCUGCAUGGAUAAUUGGCUCCAUCAUCAUCCGGUUUGGUGUUUUUGUGAAGACUAGCAUCGCCGUUGUUUUGUUUUUCAACUUGUUUUCUGGGCUUUCCUUCGUAUCCAUGUCCAUUCUCUUUGCUUCCUUCUUCAAAAAGGCUCAGCUGAGCAGCAUCACCACUUUGAUCAGCAUCCUGCUCCUCGGCAUUUUGGCCCAGGCGCUCACACGGCCAACCAUCGGCCCCGUUGCCACCCUAUCAGUGCUCUUUGCCCCUUGCAACUACGUCUACUUUCUCACAUUCAUGGCCAAGUUUGAGAAGCAGAACACUGCGGCCGACCUCGCAAGAACCCCGCCCGCUAGCUCUUGGGCGAUGCCUGGUGUCAUCUUUUUCAUCAUUGCUAUCGCUCAAAUCAUUGUGUAUCCACUACUGGGCGCCAUGGUCGAAAAGAACCUCUACAGCACAACUACAGACGGACGCAAGAUUCAGCUCCAAGAGGGCGGCGAGGGUUCUCUGCUCGAGAACGCCGUUGAGUUGAACAAGCUCACCAAGAUUUACUAUCCGAGCUUUUUCUCCCGCGUCUUUUCUUUCACAUCCAAGCCCCGCGAACCUGUCGUGGCUGUGAAUGAGCUUAGCUUCCAGGCGCGUCGAGGUCAAAUUGUCGCCCUGCUGGGAGCAAAUGGAAGCGGCAAGAGUACCACUCUGGACGCAAUAGCAGGCCUGCACAAGCUGACCAGCGGUUCCAUCUCCAUUGACGGCAGGGGUGGGCUUGGUAUUGCACCGCAGAAGAACGUCCUUUGGGACGAUCUGACUGUUCAAGAGCACCUUGUCACGUUCAACAGAUUAAAGACCGGCGACGCUCCUGCCUCCAAGGCCGAAAUAUUGGAACUCAUUAGGUCGAUUGACUUAUUCCCUAAACGCAAUGCUCUGGCCAAGACUCUGUCCGGCGGCCAGAAGCGAAAGUUGCAGCUGGGGAUGAUGCUGACUGGCGGAAGUGCCGUCUGUUGUGUCGAUGAAGUGAGCAGUGGGCUGGAUCCCUUGUCUCGACGAAAAAUCUGGGAUAUUCUUCUCGCAGAGCGUGGAAGACGCACCCUGAUUCUCACAACCCACUUCUUGGAUGAGGCUGAUCUCCUUGCUGACCAUAUUGCCAUCCUUUCCAAGGGGAGUCUCCGCGCGCAAGGCUCAUCUGUGGAACUAAAGGACAGAUUUGGCAGCGGAUACCGUGUUCAUGUGGAAAAGAAUUCUCGUACAGCAUACCUGCCCAGCAUCCCAGGCGUCCAGAAGAAGGAGGCAUUCGAAUCGGCGACCUACGUCGCACCCACGUCCAACUUGGCCGCUCAGGUCAUCAGGUCUCUCGAAGGCAGUGGCGUCUCUCAGUAUCGCUUCUCUGGCCCGACCAUUGAAGAUGUGUUCCUUCAGCUUGCAGAGGAAAUCAAAGAUGAAGAGGCGUUCAAAGGCGCCAGCGCAGGUGUCCUCGGAGAAGUGGACGGUACAAACGAAAAAGACCUACCUUCUUCAACAGAGGGCUCUACGCUCCAAGGCUUGAGGUUGCUUGACGGCAAGCGAGUUGGCUAUGUCAAGCAGGCCCUGAUCCUUUCCAGAAAGCGUCUCACCGUGCUUAAACGCAAUUGGAUAUUGUAUCUCAUCGCGUUUCUUUUGCCCAUCUUUGCCGCUGGCCUCACGGCUCUCUAUGUCAGGGGCAAGAAACAGGUCGGUUGUGCACCCGCUGACCAAGUCUCCUCUUCCGUAACCGAGGACGCUUUUACGCAAGUCAAGAACACCACCAAGAUUAUCUUCCUGGCUGGACCAGCUUCUAGGCUCUCUGUCGCGACUGUGACGGGCUUGCUGCAACCAAUAUUCAAUGGUUCAAGAAGCGGCGCGUCCGUGGGUUCCGCGGCUUUGCAGAAUCUCAGACUGGUCGAUUCCUUUGAUGAUUGGAAGCAGCAAAUCAACAACGAAUUUCGCAACAUCACCACGGCAGUUUGGCUUGGAGACGAAACCUCAAACCCGACCGUCGGCUGGGUAGCCAAUCUUUUCAUCACCAGCUCAAUCACCUCCCAGCAGGUCCUCGACAUCUUCCUGACAAACACGACCAUCGCCACAACCUGGUCGUCGUUCGACGUGCCCUUCAACCCCGGCAUCGGCGAUGCCCUGAGUCUGGUGGUUUACAUGGGUCUCGCACUAUCUUGUUACCCUGCAUUCUUUGCUCUCUACCCAACCGGUGAGCGAAGACGAUUUGUGCGAGCCCUGCAGUAUUCCAACGGUGUUCGACCCUUCCCGCUUUGGGGAGCCUACCUGUUGUUCGAUUUUACUAUUGCUGUCAUUUCCACCGCACUUUUGACUGCAUUGUGGGCUGGAAUCUCCAGCAUCUGGUUCCACCUGGAAUACGUGUUUGUUGUCUUCCUCCUGUAUGGGCUUGCAUCAAUUCUGUACUCGUACUUCGUCUCCCUCUUCACGAAAUCCCAACUGGCCACUUUCGCUUGGUCGGCUGCCUCGCAAGCAGUCUUCUUCCUUGGUUAUUUGAUUGCAUAUAUAUGCGUAGUCACAUUUGCAGAGGUUGAUGACAUCGAUUCACUGUUGCUGAUAUGCCACUUUGUGAUAUCUAUCUUCUCGCCGGUCGCGAACGCAACCAGGGCCAUGUUCUUGGCGACAAAUCUGUUCGCGACGGCUUGCGACGGCGGCCAGGUAUCCAAGAAGCCCGCGAGACUUGUCGGAUACGGCGGCCCCAUUCUUUACCUGGCGAUCCAGUGCGUCGUCCUCUUCAGCCUAUUGCUGUGGUUCGACAGCGGCAGUGUCGGCUCAUCCAUCCGCGGGCUCUUCCGUCGCAGUGAACCUGUCGCGGUUGCCGAUGAGCUGGCCACAGAGACGGCUGACGAGCUGACCAGAGGAGCCAGCCCAGGGCAAACUGGUGAUGGUUUGCGCGUCGUACACUUGACAAAAUCUUUCGGGAAGAAUACGGCAGUGGACAAUGUCAGCUUUGGCAUCAAGCGCGGCGAGGUAUUUGCCCUCUUGGGUCCCAAUGGAGCCGGCAAGUCGACGACUAUUUCUCUCAUCAGAGGCGAUAUAAAGCCAAGCCCCAACGGCGGCGACAUUUUCGUCGAGGACGUAUCUGUUUCGAGAGACCUGGCCGCAGCACGCACACACCUCGGCGUGUGCCCCCAAGUCGAUGCCCUGGAUCAGAUGACUGUUCGGGAGCAUCUCGAAUUCUACGCCCGGAUCCGUGGCGUGCCCGACAUCGAGCACAAUGUUUCGGCGGUCUUGCAAGCCGUCGGCUUGGAGGCAUUUGCAUCCCGCAUGGGCUACGCCCUCUCUGGAGGAAACAAGCGCAAGCUGAGUCUGGGGAUUGCACUAAUGGGCAAUCCCACCGUGGUGCUCCUCGAUGAGCCAUCGUCUGGCCUCGACGCCGCCUCCAAACGGAUCAUGUGGAAGACGCUUGCCGCCACCGUUCAUGGCCGCUCCAUCCUCCUCACAACUCACAGCAUGGAGGAGGCGGAUGCCCUCGCCGGCCGGGCGGGCAUCCUCUCACGCCGCAUGAUUGCUCUUGGAACCCCCGACAACCUCCGCCAUCGCUUCGGCGACAUGCUCCACGUCCAUCUCGUGUCCAGCGCCGCCCCUCGAACCACCGACGAGGAAAUGCAGCGCCUCAUCUCGUGGAUACAAGCCCGCCUACCGUCCGCCAAGGUCGACACCAAGACAUACCACGGACAGCUGCGCUUCUGCGUCUCGGCAAGCGAAAUGUCGGUCCUCCACAGGCAAGGCGCCAACAGCACGGCAGAAGACAUUACGUUGCACGACAGCGACAUGGCCCAUGCCGCCCGCCAAGGCAGCGCCAUGGGUCAACUCAUCGUCCUUCUGGAAGAGAAUAAGAAGAUGUUGGGUCUGAGUCACUACAGCGUCAGUCCUACCACGCUGGACCAAGUCUUCUUGGCUAUUGUGAGCCAACACAAUGUCAGGGAAGAGAAUUACGAAGAGAAAAGGCAGAGCGGGUGGUUCAAACUGAUUUGCUUCCAGCGUCCCAAGAAUUAG